ACCAUUAGACACGUGUUAGUCCAGGUGGAGGGAGUGACUGCUGGAUAUUCGACCCUGGAUGUUUCACUGGAGGGCUCCUCUUUAACUAUUCAAUAGAUUUCUCUUUCUUUGUUAUGUAUCAAGUCAUUGCAAAUGAGUGUUUAUUUAAUACUUUUGUUUUGGACAUAGCUAAACCUUAAUCUUAAGAAAGUGGAUUUAGUCAAGGACAUUUUUCAUCAGAGAUCUUCUUUUCAAGCCUUAGUUCUUAUUUUUGGUGUGGCUGUUUCCAAGAAGCAUCAUGGCAGACUUCCCAUCCAAAGUUACUACGGAAACCAGCUCCACCCCAGCCCAGAGCUCUCAGCAGGGGGGCAACAGCCUCCAAGGGAUUACUGCCAGCAUCACCAAUAUCAUGAACAUGUCCUUUAUCCGGAGCAUCCCAGCAAUCCUCAUGAUGGUGGAAAUAUGUCUGGGCCUGCUCCAUUGGGCAUUGAUAGCCAGCGCCCCCUACACAUGGAUUCCUGCGUACGGCUGGGUGAUGUUUGUGGCCGUCACUCUGUGGAUCCUCACCACCAUCCUCUUCUUCAUGAUCCUGUUCGGCGCCCAGCAAAAACUCACCUUUAUUCCUUGGCCGCUGGCGGUGAUGGUGUAUAACGCUGCAGCCACGGUCCUCUAUCUGACAGCCUUCUUGACCAACGCUGCAACUGUGCAUCCCUACAAUUACUUCUACUUCUUCGAACGUUUGGCAGCUGCUGCUUUCUUUGGUGCUGUAGUGACUGUCGCGUAUGGAGCCAGUGCUUUCUUCUCUUAUUUGGACUGGAAGGGAGAUGGAGGACAUUUUGCAACCAACACAGUGCCUACCUAAGACUCAACCGUGUUUAACUGAUCCCGGACACAGACCCCUUGUGAACCCUUUCAGAAACUGUAGUUAGCUAUGUAAGAUGACACCUAAUUCAGACAGAAGAUACUGUGUGGUAUUUACUUUUCAGUCAAGCUCAGUAGCAUUUUACCUUCAAAUUGUGAAACUUUUUCUUAUCAGCAAUUGAUUAUCCACCUGAAAUAAAUUAAGGUGAUCUGAUAAACUGCACUGAGUUUGAAUUACAAGUAUCAAUGAAAUAAGACACUCAAUAAUAGUAUUGUAAAUACAUAAAUAUGAUAGUGCUAAAAAUGUAAGUUAUACAAUGAUGUAAUGGCAAGAUGUGUUUUUAAUUUAAAUGCCUGCUUACCAAGAGAUUGAUACCCUUCUUAGGACUGCAUAAGAAGGUAUUUUGAAUACUAAAAUAAAGCAACCACUUAGCUUAGCAUAAGGAAUGCAAACAAGAGGAAAAGCUAGCCAAACCCGUUCGAAGGUAACAAAAUACACUCACCAGUAAUGCUCUUUUUGUUAUCUUGAAAUGAGCUAGGCUAGCUUUUUGUCCGUUUCCAGCCUUUGUGCUAAGCUAGGUUAAUUGGCUGCAUACCUCAUCUUUACACAUUCAUUGAGUUUGGUAUUAAUCUACUCAUUUAACUUUCAACAAGAAAACAUGUAAGCGUAGUUUCGAAAAUGGCAAUCUAUCUUUAUUUAAAGCAAGGUAACCCAACCAUGGAAGAAGGUAUUUGCUAAUACAGUUAUUGUUCAUGUUUUGAAGUCAAACUCUGUCAUGACAUGGAAGUGGUAAUACAUGUUUAAUGCUAUGAGAUUAAUAUUGAUGACCUCAAAAGGUGUGCCCUUGCUUAUUCAUUAGUCUAAGAAUCUGAUUUGCCAUCUACCUAGAAGGACUAUGAAGAAUCAUUGAGAUUGUUUGUUUAGCAUUACCUGUUUACAGAGGGCGUUUUUGUUGGUCCAUGUUGGAACAUGCUGGACGCUUGCAUUUGCUUUCUUUGAUGAUCAUUUUAGAAAUGAUCUAAAAUACCUGUUUAUAGCAGUGCUAAUAGUAACUAUGUCCUACAGAAAUCCAAUUUGAUUUUCUGUACAGGAAAUCCAGACUCAAAUUCUUAAAUUCUCCCUAGACCUAGCCAAAGCAGUGAAAACUAAAAUAACUAUGUACAUGGAAAAUUUGACUCUUUCAUGAAUGUGUUAUGAAGAUGCCUAGUUUUUUCAGGACAUUAAGAUCCUUUAAUGAUUCAAAUAUUGUUCUUUAAAGUACUCAGAGCUGGGGUUUUUUUCCCUUUGAUUUAGAUGAGACAUGAAUACACUCCUGUUGUAUGUGCCUUUGAAAAAUGCGUUGUGUCCUUUUGUACCAAGAAUUAGAAAUACUAGUGAAACCUCAUGGUGAGUGCUGGGGCUCAAGAAUGCACUUGUUCAAAUAAAAACACAUGUAACUGUUUAUUUUAAAAUAUGGUUUUACCAACAAAUGAAACAUCAGCAGAAAAUACUUUUGACAUCAAAACUAUACAUGUUAUUUCUAAUUGCAGACACACACACAUGCUCACACACAGACACACAGUCACUAAAUAUCUAAAGACUGACUUUCACAGGCGCAAAGCUCAAUGAAUGAGUUUCAAACUGACAGAAUAAUUUAAAAGUUCAUAAAACAUAUAUUAUUUUCUUACAAAAAAUACCAUACCAGGUAAAGAGAGCCAAGUUUAUCAUUCAAACAAAUGUUUUCCUCUGCUUACAGGGGGGGUUUGCUGAUAAAUUCACAUAAGAACCAGUGAGAAGACAUGAAAAACACACAUUUAGUCUCAUGCAGCACCAGAGUAUCUGGGAGAAUUUGCAAAGAACUACAUAAAAUGUUACGGUAAUCUGUAGAUUCCAGGGACACACAUUUACUCAUUUCUGAUAGUCAUUAUGCUCAGACCAGUGUUGGUUGGACGGUAAAAAGAAAGAUCUCACUCAUUAACUGCAGAGAGCGUCUUUAACACACAUACCUUCGCCACAUAAAACACAGAGAAAUGCAUUUACAAUUUGGCCGUUAGGAGUCCUUUGUGCACAGACUGCAGAUUUAUGGGGAGUGUUUCCAGAAGCUGAUCAUUAAAGUGCAAAGCUCUGAAGGCCCAUGGAAAAAAAUGUUAAAUAAACAGAGAUGGACACAAUUCAAA
This is a messenger RNA of Eleginops maclovinus (Patagonian blennie), 2997 nucleotides long. It is a transcript of the gene pllp, whose product is annotated as plasmolipin. NCBI's taxonomy places the organism in Eukaryota, Metazoa, Chordata, Actinopteri, Perciformes, Eleginopidae. The record is from RefSeq and is a predicted model, not a curated record. Bases 278 to 841 code for a protein of 187 amino acids. Gene Ontology annotation, molecular function: structural constituent of myelin sheath. The transcript is spliced from 4 exons. Gene Ontology annotation, biological process: myelination. Gene Ontology annotation, cellular component: membrane.